This is a messenger RNA of Morchella importuna, 654 nucleotides long. RefSeq lists its product as uncharacterized. The record is from RefSeq and is a predicted model, not a curated record. NCBI's taxonomy places the organism in Eukaryota, Fungi, Ascomycota, Pezizomycetes, Pezizales, Morchellaceae. Gene Ontology annotation, cellular component: COPII-coated ER to Golgi transport vesicle; Golgi apparatus; endoplasmic reticulum. Gene Ontology annotation, biological process: intracellular protein transport; endoplasmic reticulum to Golgi vesicle-mediated transport; Golgi organization. The transcript is spliced from 4 exons. Bases 1 to 654 code for a protein of 217 amino acids.
AUGCAACCCUCAACAAGUAUACCGUCAUUGCUCGUAUUGGCCGUUUCACUCUUCUCAGUUGUCGGAUCAGCUCUCAAGUUCGACAUCGCCGCCGAGCCUAGAGGUCAUCGACAAAGAUGUAUCAGGAAUUUUGUCGCAAAGGACACACUGGUAGUUGUGACGGCGACUGUAAGCGGACACAAGGGUGACGGGCAGCAAGUCAACAUUCACAUCAGAGAUGCAGUUGGGAACGAGUACGGACGUCCCAAAGAUGUUGUCGGCGAAGCUAGAAUGGCAUUCACUUCCCAUGCCAAUGCUGCCUUCGAUGUAUGCUUUGAGAACAACCUCGAUGAUGGCCGCCCAUAUGGCCCAACCCGUUCGGUUGAGCUUGAUGUUGAUAUUGGCGCUGAUGCGCGUGACUGGUCUGCCAUUCAAGCUGCCGAGAAACUCAAGCCUGUCGAAAUUGAGUUGCGACGCAUUGAGGAGGUUGUUUCAGAGGUUGUCGGUCAAAUGGAGUACCUGCGAACGCGCGAGCAGAAACUGCGCGAUACGAACGAGUCGACAAAUGAGCGUGUGAAGUGGUUUGCCUUCUCUAUCAUGGCUACACUUGUUGGACUUGGAGCUUGGCAAGUUGUUUAUCUGAGGGCUUAUUUCAGAUCCAAGCAUCUCAUCUAG